UGAGCGGGGAGGCGCCAUCUUGUUCCUGUGUGAGGCGGCGGGGCCGGGGCAGCGCCGAGGGCAGUGCCCGCCGCCAGCCCGGGCCCGGCAUGGACACCGACUACUACGGCGGGGAGCAGUCAGAUGAUGGAGGAGCUACUCCAGUGCAAGACGAGCGAGACUCGGGAUCUGAUGUGGAAGAUGAAGGAAAUGAGCAGCAUUCUGGAUCGGAGAAUGGAAGUGUAGGGCACCAUUCAGAGAAUGAACACAGCGAUGGAGAAGAUGAUGGGCAAGUGGGAGAGCCUCAUAUGACAGACUCUGAAAAUGAAGAUGUCCCAAGGCAAAAGGACAGUGAUUCAGAUAAUGAGGAGCCUCCAAAUCACAAUGUGAGUGAUUCAGACAAUGAAGCAGCUCACGGAGGGAAAGACAGUGAUUCUGAUACUGAGGACCAUCCAAACCGGCCUUUAAGUGACUCUGAAAACGAGGAGGCCUUAAAUCAUCGAGCGAGUGACUCUGAUAAUGGAGACCCUCCCAGGGAUCCCAGUAGUGAUUUUGAAAACGAGGAAUCACACAAGCAGCCGGGCAGCGACUCGGAGAGCGAGGAGCUCCAGAAGCAGCCGGGCAGCGACUCGGAGAGCGAGGAGCUCCGCAAACGACCGGCCAGCGACUCGGAGAGCGAGGAUGUGGCCAGGCACAAACAGAUAGAGUCUGAGGAGAGCGAGGGGGAGGACAGGAAGGAGGAGGUGCAGAAUGACUCUCAUCAUUCGGAUAAUGAACAUGUACGGGAAGGAUUUCAGGGCUCUGACAGUGAAGAUGAAGCUCCUAAGAGACGUAAAAUAUCGGACAGUGAUGAAGAUGAGAAAGAGGAGGAGAAGACGGUGAAGAGGAAAACAGCCAUACUUUCUGACAGCGAGGAUGAGAGUGAGAAAACACCUGCAAAAAAGGUACGAAUCCUUUCUGAUGUGGAAGAAUCAGAUAGUGAUGCUGCUUCAGAGAAGUCUGAAAAAAGGAAGAAAAACAUUGUAUCGGAUAGUGAGGAGGAAGAAGAAGAAGAAGAAGAAAGAAAAGAAAAUGCUGGGAAGAAGAAAGAAGAGAAGGAUCUGUUUGGCAGUGACAGUGAAUCUGGAAAUGAACAAGAGAACCUGAUUGCAGAUAUAUUUGGAGAAUCUGGUGAUGAGGAAGAGGAGGAAUUUACAGGUUUUAACCAGGAGGAUUUGGAGGAAGAGAAGGGUGAUGGAGACAUGAAGGAGACAGCAGAUGAAUCAGACUCUGAUGAUAACAUCAAAAGAGGGAAGCACAUGGACUUCAUGUCAGAUUUUGACAUGAUGCUCCAACGGAAGAAGAGUAUGAGCGGCAAGCGCCGGCGGAACCGCGAUGGUGGGACGUUCAUCAGUGACGCAGAUGACGUGGUCAGUGCCAUGAUUGUCAAGAUGAAUGAAGCUGCUGAGGAGGAUCGACAGCUGAAUACACAAAAGAAACCAGCACUAAAGAAAUUAACUUUGCUACCAACUGUAGUUAUGCAUCUCAAAAAGCAGGACCUCAAAGAAACUUUCAUCGAUAGUGGUGUUAUGUCUGCCAUCAAAGAGUGGCUUUCUCCUCUUCCAGACCGAAGUCUGCCAGCACUAAAGAUACGGGAGGAGCUUCUGAAGAUCCUGCAAGAGCUGCCCAGUGUGAGCCAAGAGACCCUGAAGCACAGUGGGAUUGGACGGGCUGUGAUGUAUCUCUACAAACACCCCAAAGAGUCGAGACCAAACAAGGACAUGGCAGGGAAGCUGAUCAAUGAAUGGUCUCGACCCAUCUUUGGCCUUACCUCAAACUACAAAGGCAUGACCAGAGAAGAGAGGGAACAGAGAGAUUUGGAACAGAUGCCUCAUCGAAGGAAAUUGAGCAGCUCUGGUGGGCAGACUCCCCGCAGAGACCUGGAGAAAGUGUUAACUGGAGAGGAAAAGGCCCUCAGGCCCGGGGAUCCCGGGUUCUGUGCCCGUGCGAGGGUGCCCAUGCCCUCCAACAAGGACUAUGUGGUCAGGCCAAAGUGGAACGUGGAGAUGGAGUCCUCCAGGUUCCAGGGGACCUCUAAGAAAGGGGUGAGUCGACUGGACAAACAGAUGCGGAAAUUCACAGAUAUCAGGAAAAAAAGCAGAUCGGCCCAUGCAGUGAAAAUCAGCAUUGAGGGUAAUAAGAUGCCAUUGUGACCCUUCACAGAAUACCCCAUGAGCUCUGCUGUAAGACAGUGCACCCACAGACUCUUUGGAGACCUUUAAAUUUUUUUUACAACUUGUUUGGGGUUUUUUUAAGUGAAUCUUUGAAUUGUUGGUUCAGGUUCUGGUAGAAGAUGUUGUCUGAGGACUGUGAAUAUGAAGACUUCUUUCUCCUGAUAGUAUUUAACUGGCCCUAUCAUGUCCUUUGUACAGAUCAUGUAUUUGUUGUAUUGCAACACUUCAGACAAUAAAACAUCUUCUGUUUUUUU
Molecule: messenger RNA, 2446 nt
Organism: Lepidothrix coronata (blue-crowned manakin)
Lineage: Eukaryota; Metazoa; Chordata; Aves; Passeriformes; Pipridae
Gene: IWS1
Product: IWS1, SUPT6H interacting protein
Exons: 14
Coding region: 90-2171 (693 amino acids)
Biological process (GO): poly(A)+ mRNA export from nucleus
Cellular component (GO): nucleus
Source: RefSeq, a predicted model, not a curated record